Messenger RNA from Lutra lutra (Eurasian river otter), 1217 nucleotides. Its product is annotated as interferon alpha-1/2-like. Gene Ontology annotation, biological process: humoral immune response; positive regulation of peptidyl-serine phosphorylation of STAT protein; T cell activation involved in immune response. The transcript has 2 exons. The record is from RefSeq and is a predicted model, not a curated record. Gene Ontology annotation, molecular function: type I interferon receptor binding; cytokine activity. NCBI's taxonomy places the organism in Eukaryota, Metazoa, Chordata, Mammalia, Carnivora, Mustelidae. Bases 245 to 898 code for a protein of 217 amino acids. Gene Ontology annotation, cellular component: extracellular region.
UUCCUUCCAGACGACGGUGGCAGGCGACUGGUUCCAUGGAAUGUGUCCUCACUGUGGUCCAGGUUCAAUUAAAAAACAUCAGAGGAGACUCUGGAGGCAAGGAAAAUCAUGAAAAAUAUGUACAUAGAGUUGGAAAACAGUGCUCUAAACCAGUAGAAGGUGAAGAAAGGAAAGCAAAAAGAGAAGUAGAAAGUAAGGGAGAUGUUCAGAAAUUGAAAACUCCUUUGUCCCCUACUUAAGCCAUAUGCAUAAGAGAAGAUGUUCAGAGAAUCUAGAGCCAUGGGUCCCAGACAUGCCCACCCCAGCCAGGCCAACAGCAUCUGCAGGAUCUCCCAUGGCCCUGCCGUGCUCCUUCUUGGUGGCCCUGGUGGUGCUCAGCUGCCACUCCCUCGGUUCUCUGGGAUGUGACCUGCCUCAGGACCACAGCCUGCUGAACUGGAGGGCCUUGAUGCUCUUGCGACAAAUGAGGAGAAUCUCCCUUAUCUCUUGUGACAAGUACACAAAUGACUUUGCCUUCCCCAAGAAGGUAUUUGACAGCAAGCAGCUGCAGAAGGCUCAAGCCCUCUCUGUCAUCUAUGUGAUGAACCAGAAGACCCUCCACCUCUUCUGCACAGAGGGCUCACCUGCUCCCUGGAACACGACCCUCCUGGAGGAAUUGUGCUCAGGAAUUUAUCAGCGGGUGAACGACCUAGAAGCCUAUCUCAUGCAGGAGGCGGGGAUGGGAGAGACGCCCCUCGUGAAGGGGGACUCCAUCCUGAGGAACUACUUCCAGAGAAUCUCCCUCUAUCUGCGAGAGAAGCAAUACAGCCCUUGUGCCUGGGAGAUGAUCCGAGCAGAGAUCAUGAAACCCUUGUACGCAUCAAUGAUCUUGCAAGAAAAAUUAAGGAGCAAGCAAUGAGACCCAGUUCAACAUGGAAAUGAUUCCCUCUGACUAAUAAUACCAGACUUUCCAGAGUUCUUCAGUCUGGAGUGUCAAAGACUCUCAUUUCUGCUGUUAUCAUGGCAUGAAUGGAAUCAAUUUGUCGCAUGUUCUCAGGAGUACUAAGCAACAUUAAGUCAACGGUACAAGCACUUGUGGCUUUCAGAUGAUCAUGCUGAUCUGUCUAUUUAACUAUUUAUUUCACUAUUCACAAGAUUCAAAUUAUUUUUCUCUGUAUAAUAACAGGCACAUUUUCACUUUGUGGCAAUACAAAUAUACAUGCUAUACAUUUAUUAAA